AUGGGUGUCGGACCUGACCACGACCAGGCGUCGCUCGCCUCUAUCGGCAAGGACCUUGAGAAGGUUGACAUUAUUGAACAGUAUCAGGUCAACAAGUACGCAAAUAUCGGUCUGUCGAACGAAGAUGCCGAGUUCUUCGAGGAAUUCGGUGCAGAUGGUACGAAGUACAGCAAGAUGCUGAGGAAGAUUGAUGUGCGGCUUGUGCCUGUCCUGGCGUUAUUAUACCUGGCCGCCCAUAUUGAUCGUGCCAACAUUGGAAAUGCUAAGAUCGAAGGCAUGACCACAGACCUAGGUCUCGGGGGUAUCGAGUACAACAUUGCCCUCUCCAUCUUCUUCAUCCCCUACAUCCUCCUCGAAGUCCCGUCAAACAUCAUCCUCAAGAAGUUCAAGCGACCAUCAACGUACCUUGGCAUACUCGUGGUCGCGUGGGGCAUCGUGAUGACCUUUACUGGCCUUGUGAAGAACUUCGCUGGACUUAUGGUCUGCAGAGUGUUGCUUGGUGUUGCUGAGGCUGGCUUCUUUCCUGGAGCAGUCUACUUGAUUACCAGAUGGUAUGCACAACGACAAGUACAGACUCGACUAGCUCUGUUUUACUGCGCCUCUGCACUCUCCGGUGCCUUCUCUGGCUUGCUCGCCUUCGCUAUCGCUAGGAUGAAGGGCGUUGGUGGUCGACCUGGCUGGGCGUGGAUUUUCAUUCUUGAGGGCAUUGCCACAGUCUUGAUUGGAGUGGCAUGCUUCUUCAUCAUGCCUGACACGCCAGCUCUCUCUGGCCGAUGGCUCAACGCCGAAGAACAACGCUACCUCCACAUCCAAACCAUCAUCAAAGAAGGUGGCGCUAAGAACAUGGAAAGCAGCGAGAAGUUCAAGUGGUCAUACCUCACCGACCUCCUCACCGACUACAAGGUCUACAUGCAAGCUUGGAUCCUCUUCACAGCAUCAGUCCUCGCAUACGGCCUCAAAUUCACCAUGCCCUCAAUAACAAAAUCCAUGGGCUACACCUCCAGCCAAGCCCAACUCAUGACCAUCCCGCCCUACGUCGCCGGCGCAAUCUCCGCAAUCGUCCUCUCCAAAUGGUCCGACCACGUCCAAUGGCGCGCCGUCUUCAUCUUCGGCCAAAUGUCCGUCGCCUUAGUAGGUUUCUGCAUCCUCCUCCCCCUCGCUCCCAACAUCGUCAACCAAAUCGGCCCCUGCUACUUAGCAGUCAUGCUCAUCUGUAUCGGCCAAUACCCCACGAACCCAGCCGGCAGCGCCUGGAUCUCAGGGAAUUUGGCCGGUGAUACGAAGCGGGCUAUGGGGAUUGCGCUGAAUAUCUGUCUGGGGAAUUCUGGCGGGAUUGUGGGGAGUUAUGUUUUCCUGGAUAAUGAGCAGCCGGGGUAUCCGACGGGUUUUGGGAUUGGGUUGGGGUUUGCGGCGGCUACGUUGGUUUGUGUUGUGGUGUUGGAGUUUUCGUAUUGGAGGAUUAAUAAGGCCCGGGCGGCGAUGGAUGAGGAUCAGAUUAGGCUGGAGUAUAAUGAGGAGCAGUUGGCGAGGAUGGGGGAUAAGAGUCCGUUGUUCCGGUACAAGUACUGA
Messenger RNA from Fulvia fulva, 1569 nucleotides. Its product is annotated as MFS-type transporter cnsO. The coding region runs from base 1 to 1569 and encodes 522 amino acids. Gene Ontology annotation, cellular component: membrane. The record is from RefSeq and is a predicted model, not a curated record. Gene Ontology annotation, molecular function: transmembrane transporter activity. Lineage: Eukaryota; Fungi; Ascomycota; Dothideomycetes; Mycosphaerellales; Mycosphaerellaceae. The transcript has 5 exons. Gene Ontology annotation, biological process: transmembrane transport.